AUGUCCCAGGAGAAGCCCAAGGAGAGAGUGAAGAGGGAAAAGGACCACAUCAACCCUAAGGUUGCCGGGCAGGAUGGCUCCGGGGUCCAGUUCAAGAUCAAGAGACACGCACCGCUCCGCAAGCUGAUAAAGGCCUCCUGCCAGCGCCAGGGCUUGUCCAUGAGACAGAUUCGAUUCAGGUUUGAUGGACAACCAGUUAAUGAAACAGACGCCCCAGCACAGCUGGAGAUGGACGAUGAGAACACCAUCAAUGUGUUCCAGCAGCAGACGGAGGGGUGGGGGUGCACGUGUGGUCAAGCCCAUCGGCAGGCAGGCUCGGACACCGAGGACAUUCCCCAGGAGGACUUUGCUCUGAUGCAGUCAGCGCCACCGCGGCGACAGUCCCCAGCCUCCCUCGGCCUGUCCCCUGGUAACUUUGUUUGGACUCACUCCUGUCUGGCGGCCCCUGGCGGCCUGUUCGGGUCACCUGGGCAGGAUGACCACCGUCAUCUCCUGCCCACCUGA
This is a messenger RNA of Dama dama (fallow deer), 504 nucleotides long. RefSeq names its product small ubiquitin-related modifier 3-like. Gene Ontology annotation, cellular component: nucleus. Gene Ontology annotation, molecular function: ubiquitin-like protein ligase binding; protein tag activity. The transcript is spliced from 3 exons. NCBI's taxonomy places the organism in Eukaryota, Metazoa, Chordata, Mammalia, Artiodactyla, Cervidae. Bases 1 to 504 code for a protein of 167 amino acids. Gene Ontology annotation, biological process: protein sumoylation. The record is from RefSeq and is a predicted model, not a curated record.